AUGGACGCCUUUGGUAGCGUUGGCACAGCGACAUCGCUCCUAGUACAAGCAUUUCACCUCUUCCGACACGUGUCGUCAGCGCGUAGUUUUUCAGAUAGCGCAGGGACACUUGCUGCACUGAUCGCCAUUGAAUACUUCCGCUUUGAAACAUGGCUUCAGCAGAGCGGCUUACUGAUCACCGAUCCGGUUACAGGGGAGUUUAUUGUUAGCGAAAGCGAGCUUCGCCGGGCCAUUCUCCUUGCUUCGGAUGCACGAUCACUGACGAUGGACUAUGGCCGUGUUGAGCGACAUGUCUUGUUGGUUAUUAGCCAAGCACACCUAUGCCUGUUGAUGCUACAGGAACUUCGUAAAAAGUACGCCCUUCACAAUGACAUCAGCCAGGCUAUUAUCACUGGAACCCCAAACUCUGCUGCAAUCCAACCAAGUCAUGAGAUACCUACUGCAACACCGCUAUUCCAGAAUAAUCAAGUAUUUGAAGGUAAACUUUACCUGGUCGUUCAAAGACUUGAGAGUCUUGUUGCAGCUGGAUACGACGUAUUCAAGGCUACUCUUUCAGGUGAAACAGCGCUACACAGAGCAGCUCAGUUCAAUCUUGAUGAUACUGUCACUUGGUUGUUGGAGAAAGGAAGUAAUGUAUCUGCAAAAGACGCGCACUUUAACACCCCACUUCAUAUUGCCGCUUCCUUCAACGCGGUCUUGGUGAUUGAGACGUUACUCUCCCACGGCGCACAGCUGAACGCUGUGACUGUCGAUGGUCAGACGUCUCUGCAUUGCGCAAGCCAAGCAGGCGCAAACGAUUCCGUUAUCGCCCUACUCGACGCCGGCGCAGAUCCUAACAAGACGGACGGUCGUGGUCACACACCGCUGGCAACGGCUAUAUACUGGGGCAAAUGCAAACCAAGCACCAUCAAUGUACUCCUUGAACGUACAGAGGUAGACUGGAAUGCUCCACGAGCAAGCCACCUAGUCUUCAUCGCCGCACUGGCUAUCAAAUCUCCAAGCCGUGCUUCGGUGCUUGAAAGUGUCAUUCAGUCUCUACGCUCAAAAGUAGGACAAAAUAAAACGACUCGUAUCAUCAAACGAUUGAUGCCAGAGAUGGUACCCGAGAUAGUUGUUAGCGCAGACGACUCAGAUCGGGGAUCUCCAGCUGAUGUGAUUCCACCAUUACUUGACUUUCUACCCGAAAACAAGAAAACACGCCAUCUCCUUCUCUUCCAUAUGCUUCUUGUUAUCAUCAAACAUGGCGGAGAUGAUGAUGGAAAUCUCACUCGCCGUCUUCUCCUACUGGACGAUAGUAAUGUUUCUCAGGAGAUACCGAGGGACUGGGGUUUUCAGGGCCUAUGCUGUCGUUAUGGCAGACUGAAGCAGCUCCGUGUGUUCUUGGGACGUGGAUUGAACCCAUGGGGUAGGUCUAUGGUUGACGGAGUUAUGUGUACUACAGAGGAUAUUGUCAAACAGUUUUCGCCCGAUAUGUUGGGGUCAUUCCAACGUAUUACUGAUGGCGCUGAUAUGCUGAGGAGUGUGUGCAUCAAGGAUCCAUCAAUACUUCCAAUGCUCGGAAGGAUGUAUCCCCCUUUAGGAAUUGAGUAA
Fusarium poae is the source of this 1590-nucleotide messenger RNA. RefSeq lists its product as uncharacterized. The transcript is spliced from 2 exons. NCBI's taxonomy places the organism in Eukaryota, Fungi, Ascomycota, Sordariomycetes, Hypocreales, Nectriaceae. The record is from RefSeq and is a predicted model, not a curated record. Gene Ontology annotation, molecular function: protein binding. The coding region runs from base 1 to 1590 and encodes 529 amino acids.